Schizophyllum commune H4-8 is the source of this 3670-nucleotide messenger RNA. Its product is annotated as DUF1740-domain-containing protein. Gene Ontology annotation, cellular component: catalytic step 2 spliceosome. The record is from RefSeq and is a predicted model, not a curated record. The transcript has 8 exons. The coding region runs from base 411 to 3560 and encodes 1049 amino acids. Gene Ontology annotation, biological process: negative regulation of RNA catabolic process; regulatory ncRNA-mediated post-transcriptional gene silencing. Gene Ontology annotation, molecular function: protein binding. NCBI's taxonomy places the organism in Eukaryota, Fungi, Basidiomycota, Agaricomycetes, Agaricales, Schizophyllaceae.
CGAGGGCGGUUACGUGGAGCUUGAAGGUGCCGCCCUUGCUGAACUUGCCGAAGCAUGUACCAAGGGAGACGAGAUUUGGGCGGGCGACGGAGACAGCAAGCUUCAUGGAGGACUCUGGGACGUAGAAGACGCGGUCUUUGUGCAGGCGGAAGCAGUAUGGUUCAUCUUUGCGGUCAAUGAGCGAUAUAAGAUUUUUGCCGAUGAAGUUGGAGAGCUUUGUGAACACUGCCUUGGACUCGUCCUCUGUGAGUGGGCGCAUGGUGGACGGAGGAGGAGUGGGGAGACGAGCUGGCCUCCGAUGAUAGACUAUUGAUUUGAGAUCACCCCGAUCGGACGGCGCCCGGCCCGAAUAACGCCGGCCUGCGCGUCGGGGAACGCGGCGACGCGUCUUGAUCACCUCGUCAUCAGGCAUGUCGACGGCCCCCACCUUCUCCUCCUUCCCCGACCUUGACCCGCAACCCAGUCAGUCCAAAGCAAAGAACAAGCCAAAGGAGAAGGCUAAGAAGCGGCACAGGAGCAGGAGCAGGAGUAGGGACCGUGAACGGGACAAGGACAGGGACAGGGAGAGGAAGAAGGAUAAGGAUGGAAAGAAGAAGAAAGACAAGGAUCGGCAUCGGGACGACAAACGCGACAAAGUCUACGAGGAAGCCUACGACGUCCGCAAAGAUGAGCGCGAUGCGGGUUUGCGCUAUUUCUACAGCGACCGCCGCGGAGAUCCCCUGAACAUCACCUAUGGCCGCAUUCACUCUGGCGACAUUCCAAAGUACAACAUCUACCACCGCGGUAGGAAGAUACUCGGUCUCGACUCUGCGUGGGUCGCACAUCGCACGGGGCACGGCGUCGAGGUGUUCCUCCGUGGGCCGCGCAAAGCGCCUGCGUUGACGGAUGCUCGUACACGCGCACUGCUUGCACAACCCCCUACUCAGCAUAUCACUGCAAACCCGAACAAGUAUCCCGAGGUUGACGGUGUCAUCGUCGUGCCCCGGCGUCAACGCGCUGCCGCCGAACCAGAAGACUCCUACCGCGCCAUCACUGCCGCAGACCGCGCCCGCGAUGACUCUGACUCCUCGUCGGAGGAAGAUGAAGGCGCCAGCGAGGAGGAAGAGGACGAUGGCCGACCCACUCUGUCAUACCACCAAGAGAAACUCGCGCAGCUCAACCGCCAGGUCACCGCUGAACCCGCAAACGAGCACGCCUGGCUCGAGCUCUUGCGAGAGUCCCUCAUUGACGUUCCACCCGACACCAAGAAUGCUUCAAAAGCUCGAGCAGAGAUUACCACAGCUAUACUCGGGCGCGCUCUCACACUGAACCCCCGAGCGUUGAUUCUGCGGAGGGAAUACGUGAAGGCGGGCGAGGAGAUCUGGCAUGAGAGCCGGGUGCGCGCUGAGUGGGAAGCCGCGCUGAAGGUCGGUGGGCCUGAUAUGUGGAUGGAGUGGUUGGAAUGGCGCAUAGGGCAGGCGAAGGAUGCUUUGGCUGGCAUUGUCGAAGACGCUGGGCGCGUGCUGGCGAACACGGAAGACGACAUGACAAGAGUGAGGGUUCUGUGGAGGAUGGCAGAACUGCUCAAAAGCGCAGGCUACAUCGAACGUGCUAAUGCUCUGUUCCAAGCUCAAGCAGAAUGGAUCACGCACCUACCUCAUACUCUGAAAGACCUCCCCUUCACCCAACAGCUCGACGAACUCGAAGAAUUCUGGGAAUCUGAAGUCCCCCGCAUCGGCGAACCCAACGCCUCCGGCUGGGCCUCAUGGGUCGCAUCUGGAAAGCCCGCGCCCAAUCAUACCCCUACCGCAUCGACCUCCUCCCGCCUCCCUCGCCCACCAACUGGCGACCCCUACACCCGCUGGGCGCAGUCAGAACAGCUCGCCGAUACCUACGCUUGUCUCCCCACUCGUUCCUUCGACGAGUCGGAGGACGCAGACCCGUAUGCGGUGAUCAUGUUCUCGGAUAUCCGGCCCCUGUUGAGUCCUAUCCGGGAUGAAGUCGCAGUGGAUGCAUUCAGGAAGGCGUGGCUCUCAGUACUAGGCCUGUGGGUGCCGGGCAACCAGGCAAGAGGAGAGUGGGACGACCGAUGGGCGUGUGCGCAUCUCGGACGCACAAGCUACGUCAAGCGCAUCUUCCAGCAGUACACGACGCAGACGAGCGUGAGCGCGGAUGCUGUGGCGGGCGUGCUCAUCGGACGGGAGCUGGCGUACGGCGACGUGUUUGGUCCGGUGAAAGGUUGGGGCGGGCGAGAUGUCGUACGCGCAUUGGAGGUGAAUGUGAGGAGGGAGAAGGGGAAGGAGCGCGCGAUGCUUUGGCGAAGUGAAGAUGUGGAGGAUGCACGAGAAGAGGUGGUGAGGACGGUGUUUGCGCAGAUGAGGAAGGGGCAGGGGGACGAGGAAUGGGAUGCAUUGGCGCUAAGCUUUGAGGUAGCGCUGGGGCAAUGGAAGAGUGCUACGAGACUCUCGCGCACCUUCCUUUCAUCGGCACGAGAUUCACUGCCGCACUGGUGUAUGCACGCCCAGCUGGAACGCUUGCGAGGCCGGCUGGACGACGCGCGCAAGGUGUACAACACCGUCCUCAUCGCCUCGCGACCCGCCAACAACGAGCCAGGCGCGGCCCAGCUGUGGUCCGACUGGGCAGAGAUGGAAUGGCUGGACGGCAAGCCAGAGGAGGCAAUCAACAUCAUCAUGAAGGCCGCCAACGUCGAAGGCCAGGGAGGCAUCGCUAUCCUUCGCGCGAGGCGCAAUCUCGAUGAAGCCAUCAAGACCGCACCCUCUUCGGACAGAUGGAAAGACCGCGAGGCGUGGGUCAAGAUGCUGGCGCUCUUCGAACUGCUGUCUGCGAAGGCGCUCCCAGCCGCGCUCGCCGUGUUCGACGCCCACGCCCCCGCUUCCGGCCUCGCGCGAGAGAGCAUGGCCGUAGCCGCCCUCAUGGUGAUCUACCGACACAGUAUCGUGUUACGGACGCCCACGCCGCCAGCGAUUCUUCGGGAGCGUGCGCGUGCCGCGCUAGACGAGUUCCCGAGCAACAGCGUGGUGCUCGCGAUGGUGCUCGAGGCGGAGAAGGGGCAGGCGAUUGCAGGGUACUUGCGGGACCUUCGUGGCGAGGGCCACCAAGCAAAGGACGUCACUCGACGUGUCAUGGAUGUGUGGGUGGGUGGUUGGAAUGGGAGGUGGCAGCUCGAAGCCGAGCGGACACGCACUGGACUGACGAUGGCGGUAGAGAGAAGUCGGACGAAGGGCUGUGCCAUGUUAUGGCGCCUGUUUAUUGAGCUUGAGCUGCGUUCUGGCGAUUUCCAGAGUGCGAAACGCCUACUUUAUCGCGCCGUACGGGAAUGCCCGUUUGCUAAAGAGCUAUACAUGAUGGCCUUUGACGCGCUCCGGUCGGCGUUUAGUGCGAGGGAGCUAGCCGAGCUGGGGGAUCUCAUGGCGGAGCGGGACAUCAGGAUGCGACGAGGGCUGGACGAGAUUGAGGUGGUGGGCGCGGAGGAGAGCAGCAGCAGCGAGUCCGAGUCUGACGGGGGAGAUCGCGAGCUAGAACAACAGGCUCGCGAGUACCGACGGCUGAUGCCCUACUGACCACUCAUUGUUCCGUGCCGUGCCUCGUGUUUACCCCUUCAUUUAUUGUCUCGGCGUGUAAACAUACGUAAAUAGAAGGAUGUGACUAUGUGACUGGACGUCACGUCAAC